This is a messenger RNA of Rhea pennata, 4887 nucleotides long. It is a transcript of the gene AGAP1, whose product is annotated as ArfGAP with GTPase domain, ankyrin repeat and PH domain 1. Gene Ontology annotation, molecular function: GTPase activity; protein binding; GTPase activator activity. The record is from RefSeq and is a predicted model, not a curated record. Lineage: Eukaryota; Metazoa; Chordata; Aves; Rheiformes; Rheidae. The transcript has 18 exons. Gene Ontology annotation, biological process: activation of GTPase activity. The coding region runs from base 83 to 3739 and encodes 1218 amino acids.
CUCCAGCCCCGGCAGCGGGCGAGGUAGGAUGUCUGGGCUGAACGUUGCUGCCUGAAGGGAGGAGAGGGGAGGGGAGGGAGACAUGUACCUUCUGGACAGCAGCGAGCCGCCGGCCGCCGCCUCCCCGGAGAGGAUGCAGCGGGGGACACCCCAGAGGAAAACGGUCUACCGCAUCUCUGUGACCAUGGUGAAAAAGGAGCUGCUAGGGCCAGAGGGAAGCCAUCCUGGCCCGGAGGUGCCCCAGCACGGGCGGCGGGGAGGGAGACAAGCUCUGGACUCUUCCAGCCUCACCAGGGCCGGGCUGCUGCUGCUGGAGGAGGAGGCUGAGGAGGAGAGCGAGGAGCAGGACAGAGUACCCAGCCCCUGCGGCUUCCGCAACUUCAGGACCCUCAGCACCGGGCAGCUGGAGCUGGGCCGUCUCAAGGUGCCGCGGAGAGUGGCACAGCCUUUCCCCGCUGAGCUGACCUUCAGGUGGCCCCGGGAGCCAGACACUGCCGCCCCUGAGAGGGCGAGGAGCAGCCCUUCACCAGAGGAAGCAGCUCCCGCUGCUGCACUCGCCCCCCACCAGGGCCCAUGCCCGAGCAGCGGGGAGCCCCUGCCAGCGGUGGCCACCUGUGGCGGGGCUGAAGCUGCAAGAGAGCUGGAGCUGGCUGCCUCCCCCGGGGGCGAUGCUCAGCUCGGGGCCCACCACUCACGCACUGACCGCUCCAGCAACGCGCUGCGGCUGGGGGAGCAGGGGCAGAGCCCCUGGCGGCAGCCAGGCCUGCUGCGGCGCAGCUUCAGCUUUAGGCACUGGAGCGGGGGGGAGCUGCUCCGGCUCCGGGCGCUCACCCGGGUGCGGCGGCACAGCAGCUCAGGCUGCCUGCCCACACUGCCCGACCCUCCACCAAGCGCGGCGGCCCCGGCGCUGCACUCGCCGCCCGCCGCCUCGCCCGAGCCGUCUGCCGCCGUCCCUGAGAAGCGCAACACCCUGGACGUAGGCGAGGUGCUGAGCAAAGCAGACCCCCUUUCUGAGCUGGAGCGCUGGGAGCGGAGCAAGAGCAAAAACCGGACCCUGGAUAACAGCGACCUGCAGCGGCUCUCCGAGCGCCUGGGGCGGGAUAGCCCUGCCGGUGGCGGCCCCGCUGCCCAUGAGCACCGGCUGCUGCGCUUCUUCAGUGGCAUCUUUGCCCGCAAGGAUGGUACCUCCACCCCCUUCGGCAGCCCCCACGGCCGCUCCCCGCGCAGCAGCUUCUCCAGAUCCAGGGCUUAUUUUAGCAGCCUCAGGAGAGCCACUGUGGAUGUGCAGUCUAGCUCCGAGAGCAUCAAUGGGUCCCCUCACAAAGAUGCCUUUGUAAAUAGCCAGGAAUGGACACUAAGCCGAGCUGUACCAGAGCUCAAAGUGGGGAUUGUGGGUAACCUAGCAAGUGGCAAGUCUGCACUUGUGCACCGGUAUCUGACUGGCACAUAUGUCCAGGAAGAAUCACCUGAAGGUGGGAGAUUCAAGAAAGAGAUAGUAGUGGAUGGACAAAGCUAUCUGCUGCUGAUUAGAGAUGAAGGGGGCCCUCCAGAGGCACAGUUUGCCAUGUGGGUGGAUGCUGUUAUAUUUGUCUUCAGCUUGGAAGAUGAAAUUAGCUUCCAGACUGUUUACCACUACUACAGCCGUAUGGCUAACUAUCGUAACACUAGUGAAAUCCCCAUGGUACUAGUGGGAACCCAGGAUGCUAUAAGUUCCAGUAAUCCCCGUGUCAUAGAUGAUGCCAGAGCGAGGAAGUUAUCCAAUGAUCUCAAGAGAUGCACUUACUAUGAAACCUGUGCUACUUACGGACUCAAUGUGGAGAGAGUCUUCCAAGAUGUUGCCCAGAAGAUCGUUGCCACAAGGAAGAAACAGCAGCUCUCGAUCGGACCCUGCAAAUCUUUACCAAACUCUCCAAGUCACUCAUCUGUGUGUUCUGCCCAGGUUUCUGCUGUACAUAUCAGCCAGACCAGUAAUGGAGGAGGGAGUUUAAGUGAUUAUUCCUCCUCUGUCCCAUCAACUCCAAGCACCAGCCAGAAGGAGCUACGGAUUGAUGUUCCUCCCACUGCCAACACACCAACACCUGUCCGUAAACAGUCCAAGCGCCGAUCCAACCUUUUCACGUCUCGAAAAGGGAGUGACCCAGACAAAGAGAAGAAGGUCCUGGAGAGCAGAACAGACAGCAUUGGAAGCGGUCGUGCGAUCCCAAUUAAACAGGGUAUGCUGCUAAAACGAAGUGGCAAGUCAUUGAAUAAAGAAUGGAAGAAGAAAUACGUUACAUUGUGCGACAACGGUGUGCUGACCUAUCAUCCUAGUUUGCAUGACUAUAUGCAGAAUGUUCAUGGGAAAGAAAUCGACUUGCUGAGAACCACUGUGAAAGUCCCGGGAAAGAGGCCACCCCGAGCUACAUCAGCUUGCGCACCCAUUUCUAGUCCCAAAACAAAUGGCCUCUCCAAGGACAUGAGCAGUUUACACAUCUCGCCGAAUUCAGGGAACGUGACUACUAGCACAUCUGUGUCUCAGAUGGCCAGUGGGAUCAGUCUAGUCUCCUUCAACAGUCGUCCGGAUGGUAUGCAUCAGCGCUCUUACUCGGUCUCCAGUGCAGAUCAGUGGAGUGAGGCAACAGUCAUUGCAAACUCUGGCAUUAGCAGUGAUACCGGGUUAGGAGAUUCUGUGUGUUCGAGCCCGAGCAUAUCCAGUACAACCAGCCCCAAACUCGAUCCACCUCCUUCGCCUCAUGCCAACAGAAAGAAACAUCGCAGGAAGAAGAGCACUAGUAAUUUCAAAGCUGAUGGUGUCUCGGGCACAGCUGAAGAACAAGAAGAAAACUUUGAGUUUAUCAUUGUCUCUCUCACUGGCCAGACUUGGCACUUUGAAGCUACUACGUAUGAAGAAAGAGAUGCAUGGGUACAAGCCAUAGAGAGUCAGAUCUUGGCCAGUUUACAGUCAUGCGAGAGCAGUAAGAACAAGUCCCGAAUGACGAGUCAGAAUGAGGCCAUGGCCCUGCAGUCAAUAAGGAACAUCAGAGGCAACUCUCACUGCGUGGACUGCGAGGCACAGAACCCUGACUGGGCCAGCUUGAAUCUGGGAGCUCUCAUGUGUAUCGAAUGCUCAGGUAUCCACCGAAACCUUGGCACACACCUCUCCCGGGUCCGCUCACUGGACUUGGAUGAUUGGCCUUUAGAGCUCAUCAAGGUCAUGUCUUCUAUUGGAAACGAGCUGGCGAACAGCGUCUGGGAGGAGAGCAGCCAAGGCCACCUGAAACCUUCAUCUGACUCUACAAGGGAUGAAAAAGAGCGUUGGAUACGUGCGAAAUACGAGCAGAAGCUCUUCCUUGCCCCGCUGCAGUGCCUGGAGCUCUCUCUGGGCCAGCAUCUCCUGAGGGCUACAGCCGAGGAGGACUUGCGGACGGUGAUCUUGCUCCUUGCCCACGGCGCGCGGGAGGAGGUGAACGAGACCUGUGGUGACGGCGAUGGGCGCACCGCCCUCCACUUGGCGUGCAGGAAAGGCAACGUGGUGUUGGUGCAGCUCUUAAUUUGGUACGGCGUUGAUGUGAUGGCCCGCGACGCCCACGGCAACACGGCGCUGGCCUACGCCAGGCAGGCCUCGAGCCAGGAGUGCAUUGACGUUCUCCUCCAGUAUGGCUGCCCCGACGAGCGCUUCGUCCUUAUGGCGACUCCGAAUUUGUCCCGGAAGAACAAUAACCGAAACAACAGCAGCGGAAGAAUGCCCACCAUCAUCUGAGGGACUUAGUCGCGUAUUCGCUGACCUGAAUCACACCCGCAGCCUCAUUAUUCCUCCAUUCCCAUCACAGCUCUGCUCUGUGAGUCUGCAAACUUUCCUUUUCCCUUUUCCCUUCGGUCCAUCCCUGUCCCAUCCAGGAACGUCGCCUGUGGGGAGCGCGAGGGGAUGAGAAGGAGCAAAAGGGGCUGCAGAGAAAGCCUUUGUUUCAGCGAACGCUCCCGAACGAUGACGGCGGCGAAACGGCGGCGCAGGAGCGAGGGUGCGGGGGGGUUCCCCGGGACAGAGCGCGGCAGCGCUGGGACGGCGGGCUCUAGGCACCGGCUCCACGAGUGGGGCAGGAAAGGGGUGGAGGGAGCGGCAAGCAGAAGCAAGAGGAGAAGCAAGACGAACCGGCAACUUCCCGUAACUUGACAGUUAAGCACAUCAGUACGUUUCACCUCUACCAAACGGAGCGCUUGGAUUUCAUUCUUCUCUCUGAAGAGCUUGACGGCAUAAAUCAGAAGCAAGCACAGAGUUUGUCAGGUUUGAAGCUCCUAUGAUGGUAUGUGUCAAAUCAGUUGUAGCUAAUCUGUCCAGGGAGAAUACUGGCUUCAUUACACUUGUAUAGUUGAGUUCUUCCAGCAUUACCGCUGUUUAAUAGAACAUGAUUAGUCAUCACGGAGAAAAAAGCAUAUUAGCUGAGGAGGUAGUUACAUGGCACGCUUCGGUGAUUGCUUGGAUGUGAUUGCAAUAUUCUUAGAAGCAUCAUAUUAUCUCAGACAUGUUCUUUCAAGCCCUUGGAGCCCUCCUUUCUAAAUUCACUGUCAUAAUUUAGUAUCUGUUUAAUUUUUCAGUCCAAAGAGAGGAAAUGAGUUGCUGAGUGUUAUUUGACUGCAGUCUCCUUGGUGUAAAAACAAAAUGGAAAAAAUAAAUAAGAGUAACUAUGAAACACAAAAAGGAAUAAUGAAUACUGCUAAGGAAAAACAUUUCAAGUACAUUUAGUAAAAUUAAGAAAUGCAUUAAAGGCUAAUAUUUUUUCAGCCAGCAGAAAUAUAUUCUGUCAUUUUGCCAAGGUAAAUGUGUUGAGUUUUUGGUCACUCCUGUGAUUCAUUGCCUAACUUAUACAGAUUUUGUAUUGUGUCUUUAGAUUAUAUGUAUGUAAAAGCUAU